Molecule: messenger RNA, 7312 nt
Organism: Strigops habroptila (Kakapo)
Lineage: Eukaryota; Metazoa; Chordata; Aves; Psittaciformes; Psittacidae
Gene: TECPR1
Product: tectonin beta-propeller repeat containing 1
Exons: 24
Coding region: 2061-5732 (1223 amino acids)
Cellular component (GO): membrane
Source: RefSeq, a predicted model, not a curated record
CCGAUCCGGCCUUAACGCCUGGCUGUAAAAGCAGCGGGCGCCGCCGCUACCCGCGUCCGGGGCCGUUCCUGGGCGGUGUUUGCGCGUUGUUGAGCUCGUACCGCGCUUGCGGACCCCCAGCCCCGGAUCGAGGAACCUGGAGGCACGUCCCCCCUCUCCGGAGGAAAACGUUACUGUUAUAACAUGCGAGGAGUUGGGAUAUUUUCCUUCAAUUCUGUAGCAAUCAGUGUCAGGCAGCCGGAAAUUAUAAUUAACUCAUAUAUAAUCUCAUCUUCAUCUCAGUAGUUGUAGUUCAGAAAUGACCCGGCUGAGCUGAGGGAUGAGGAAGCAUUUAUCAGAUGUGGAUCUGAAUGUUCCCAGUCCCCUGAGGAUACUGGGCAACUUCUGCAUUCACUGAAAUGCACAUGAGCCACAAGCGCUGAGCAUCCUUCACAAUCAAGGGAGACAUGUGUUUUGUCUUCUGCAGCACAGCCUGUGCAGAGGGGCUGACACUGAAGUAUUAGAAGUAGUUUAUAAUCCCAGAUUCAGUUGGGAUUUUGCUGUGAUUCUCCAAACACUCUUGUCCUCAGAAGUUCAGAAGAAAGAAUAUACAUGGCAGUGUCUUGGCUGCCAAGUAUUUUAAUCCAGUUACAUCUGCCUGGAUUAUUUUAAUCCCACUUGUAUUUUUCCAAACCUCAUAAUCUUUGGAACUUUUCGUGAAGUGUUCCAGGUACUUCCUGGCUGCCCAGCCUGUCCUCCCAGACGCAGGCCCUUGCUCGUAUAGCUGCCCGCCUUUAACUCACCCAGGCAUCACUUCUCUUCAUUACCUGCUAGGCAGGUACCUUCACUGCAGUAUCCAUAGUGCUGCCUUUGCUCCAGACUCAUGUUCUGGCUGCUUCAGAUGGAAUGCAUCAUGUUUUCCUCUGUUAAAAAGGCUUCUUCAGAAUUCUAAAUUCUAAGAAUUCUAAUACUGAAAGGCUUAUUGGCAUGGUCUUUAUUUUCCCAGUGGUACACCGAUUAUAAUUUUCCCCUCACCUUCACUUUGUUCCAUUCAAUAUCUUUUUUUUUCCCAUAUUAUGUCCUUUUGGACUAUUUUCUACUAACAUAGAAAGACAGUAUAUAAAGAAGAUGAAUGGCUGGUCCAAGAGCAAACAAAGGUGGUAAAUACAUGCCUGUGUACUCCCAGCCACAAGGAGAGAAGAAAAAAAUAAGUCAAAAUUAGAGGAUUCAUCAUAGUUUUGCUGCCACAACUAAUAGAAUUUUGCUCAUUCUCUACUGCUGUAAAUGUUGUUCUCACUGUUACCUGUUACUCACCUGGUGGAUCCAGGUUUUUAGGUACUUAGCAGCAGCAGUUCUAAGAAUCAAAGAAUUCUGAAACAUCCCCCUGGGAUCCCAUAUGAAUGCACUCUGCUGUUCAUUCACGCUGGCCUAAUUGUUUCCAGGUCUGCCUUUACCAUUCAAACACAUGGUACCAUUUGGUCCCUGUGUACCACUGCUUGCUAUCAGUCAGAAGCUGUCAGAGAUUUCUCCUUUCAUUGUAUGGGAUCCAGGUCAGCUUUUCUGCCUUUCCCCUCCUGGUCCUGCACUGCAAAGUUAAUAGAACUGGAGGCAAAGUUCAAAAUACCAGUAGUUGGGACUGUCAGACAUAGAGAACAACCAAAAUCUGUUCAGUUUAGUGGCACCCAGAAGGCCAAGGGACAGAAACAGUGGUCUUUCUUAGCUUCUGAAAGGACUGGUGUACACCCACCUCACAUAAAUGCUGACCCCUCCAUGAAGAGUACAGCUGCAGUGCCCAGGAAAUGUCAGGUUUCUGAGUGAUACAACUGGAACAGGACUCAACCAGGCCUCUGCUGGGAAACCACAGUCUAUGUACACUUCAAUAAAUACCCCACCUAGGUAUAUUAAAUGAAGUGGUUGCCAGAAUGUUUUGGAAAGAGUUUUCCUGGCCACAUCAGGUAAUAUGUCCAUGGAUUGAAACUAGAUGUGUGCUUAUGGAGAAGCUUCCUUUCACAUCUUUCCCUAUGUUGCAUGCACAAAGAGGAGGCUGAGAAGGAAAUAAGUUAUGGGUGUGUGUAACUGAGAUGAGCGGGGUGUGUAGCACCACCAGUGUUAGCAGCUCUCCUUUUUGCCUUUCAGCCAUGGCUAUGCCCAGUUCCAUUCUGUGGGCUGUUGACAUUUUUGGGAGGGUUUACACCCUGUCUACUGUUGGUCAGUACUGGGAGCUCUGCAAGGAUGCACAGCUGGAAUUUAAGCGGGUCUCUGCUGUCAAGCAGUGCUGCUGGGGAAUAGCCUGUGACCAUCAAGUCUACACCAACGUGUUCUCGGGUGACGUUCCUAUUAGAUACCAGGAAGAAACUUAUGAGAACCAGCGCUGGAAUCCAGUUGGUGGCUUUUGUGAGAAAUUACUGCCCAGUGACCGCUGGCAGUGGAGUGAUGUGAGCGGGCUAAAACAUCAGCAGCUCGAUAGUUUCACACUGCCUUCACCCCACUGGGAGUGGGAGUCUGACUGGUAUGUGGAUGAAAAUAUUGGAGGGGAGCCAACAGAGAAAGGGGGCUGGACUUACGCCAUAGACUUCCCCAGCACCUACACAAAGGAUAAGAGAUGGAAUUCUUGUGUCAGACGCAGGAGGUGGAUCAGAUACCGGAGAUACAAAUCACGGGACGUUUGGGCAAAGAUCGUAUCCCAAGAUGAUCCAGAUAAAUUGCCAGACCCUUUCAAUGACAUCUCCAUUGGAGGAUGGGAAAUCACCGAUGAGCCUCUGGGCCGUUUAUCAGUGUGGGCUGUUUCUUUACAAGGAAGGGUAUGGUACAGAGAAAAUGUCUGCCAUCACAAUCCAGAGGGUUCCAUGUGGUCCUCAAUCACCACUCCUGGUGAAGUUGUACAGAUCAGCUGUGGACCAUAUGACCUCCUUUGGGCAACUCUUUGGGAAGGGCAAGCUAUUGUGAGAGAAGGAAUUGAUAGGAAUAACCCUCAAGGAAUUUCCUGGAGUAUUGUGGAGUCUCCAAGCUCUGAAAAUGGGAUUAUGCACGUGUCUGUGGGUGUUGAUGUGGUGUGGUGUGUUACAAAGGAUAGAAAAGUGUGGUUUAGAAGAGGAGUGAACUCACAUAAUCCUUGUGGGACAAGCUGGAUUGAAAUGAUUGGAGAAAUGAUGAUGGUAACUGUAGGCUUAAAUAACCAGGUGUGGGGAAUCGGCUGUGAUGACAGCGCAAUUUAUUUCCGUCAAGGUGUCACACCAAGUGAGCUCAGUGGGAAGACAUGGAAGGCAAUUGUGUCUGUCCGAGAGAGCGACAGAUCUCAGACCGGGAGCUCUACAAGUCUGCUCAGUGCUGGCUGUUUCUUUACUGAUGAUAUUCAGAACCAAACAAAUGCGAUCAUUCACGGUCAUGCAGAUACUUCCUCUGAUACAGAGCUUCCAAGUGUACCCGUGAACCUUGCCAACACCCCCUCGGUGGGAGCUGGAGCCAGCAGCAGUGGUAACAGCCCAGGCAACCAGACAGCAGAAACCCAGGAAAACGUGGCUGUGGAUCCUCUGGACUCUGGACAAGGAGAAGUCACUGUGGCUUCGACUAGUAAUGAGAAUGCUAAUCUUGAAAUGCAUAAACCUACAAACCCAAAUCCUUCUGCAGAACUGCAGUGGACAAACAUUGACUUGAAGGAGGCCCAAAAGCAUCCAGUCCUCUCUGUCAGCAGCUUUGCAGAAACGUCCAGCCUGUCUUCCCUUGGCAUGUUCUCAGUGGGAGCCGAAGAGCAGUAUGGAGCCGAUGAUCACCCACUGUGGGCCUGGGUGUCUGGGGGAGGCUGUCUUGUAGAUUUGCACAGCCCGUUGAAAUGGUUCACUGUUCCAUCAGGAUUGUCAUCCUCUGUGCAGUCCCUAUCACUGUCUAUCACUCCAGCACAGACAGCAGCAUGGCGAAAGCAGAUCUUUCAGCAGCUCAGUGAAAGGACAAAGCGGGAGCUGGAGAAUUUCAGGCACUAUGAACAGGCUAUUGAGCAGUCAGUUUGGGUUAAAACUGGAACCUUGCAAUGGUGGAGGAAUUGGAAGCCUCAUAAAUGGAUGGAUGUUCGAGUCGCGCUUGAACAGUUCACUGGGAGCGAUGGAAUUCGUGACAGCAUCCUGUUCAUCUAUUACAUGUACUAUGAGGAGAAAAAGUAUAUCCACGUUUUCCUGAAUGAAGUCACUAUUAUAGUUGAAGUUCUGAAUGAAGCCAAACAUUCCUUUGCACUUUAUACACCUGAAAGGACGAGGCAGCGAUGGCCAAUCCGCCUGGCAGCCACAACGGAGCAAGAAAUGCAUGACUGGCUGUCUUUGCUGAACAUGUCGUGUUGUGAAAGCAGACGGAUUCAAGGCCCUCCUUCUCACCAUGCCAUUUGGUCAGUUACUUGUAAAGGAGACAUCUUUGUUAGUGAGCCAAGUCCUGAACUGGAGGAUGGACCACAAAUGAUGCCAUGUGAUCAAAUGUUUUGGCGUCAAGUUGGAGGUCAUCUUCGACUGGUAGAGUGCAAUAACCGAGGCAUAGUGUGGGGCAUAGGAUAUGAUCACACAGCUUGGGUUUACACUGGUGGAUAUGGAGGUGGCUUCAUUCAAGGACUGGCGAGUAGUGCUGAUAACAUUUAUACACAAUCAGAUGUGAAAUGUGUUUACAUUUAUGAGAACCAGCGGUGGAACCCAGUCACUGGAUAUAGCAGCAGAGGUCUGCCCACAGACAGAUACAUGUGGAGCGAUGCAUCUGGCCUGCAGGAAUGUACAAAACUCAACACCAAACCUCCUUCUCCACAGUGGACUUGGGUAUCCGAUUGGUACAUCGAUUUUAAUACUUCAGGCGGAACCGAUCGGGAGGGCUGGCAGUAUGCAGCAGACUUCCCAGCGUCCUACCAUGGUCACAAAACAAUGAAAGACUUCGUCCGACGGAGGUGCUGGGCAAGAAAAUGUAAGAUAGUCACCAAUGGGCCAUGGCUGGAAGUGCCUCCUGUUACCCUGUGGGACAUCUCCAUAAUUCCCAGUUCAGAUGCAGAUGGUGAAGAAGCAGUAGCACUGUGGGCAAUCAGUGACAAAGGAGACGUGCUCUGCAGGCUUGGAGUGACACAGCAAAAUCCAGCUGGAACAUCCUGGCUCCAUGUGGGAACAGAUCAGCCCUUCAUUUCCAUCUCAGUUGGAGCAUUUUACCAAGUGUGGGCUAUUGCUAGAGAUGGUUCUGCCUUCUAUCGGGGUUCAGUGUCUCCAAAAAAACCUGCAGGUGACUGUUGGUACCAUAUUCCUUCACCUCAAAAACAGAAGUUAAAGCAAGUCUCAGUAGGACGAACAUCUGUGUUUGUGUUGGAUAAAAAUGGCAAUCUUUGGUACCGGCAGGGUAUCACACCAAGCUACCCUCAAGGAUCUACUUGGGAUCACGUUUCAAAUAACAUCCGCAAAAUGUCUGUGGGGCCCCUGGACCAGGUCUGGGUGAUAGCUGACAAAGUGCAAGGAAGUCAUAGUUUGAGCUGUGGGACAGUCUGCCAUCGGAGUGGUGUUCAGCCAAUGGAGCCUAAAGGCCUCUCAUGGGACUAUGGUAUUGGGGGUGGAUGGGAGCACAUUAGUGUCAGAGGAAAUGCAACUGAAGCAUCUAGGCUCACUGUGCAUGACACUUCUGAGGAAAACCUUGCAGUAUCAAAGGAUUUAGAAGAUGAGGAGAGUAAAGGGAAAACAGAACACUCUAAAACCCCUCUGAUGGUCAGUGAAAGUCAGGAAUUGGACAGAAAUGCUGUUAAUUGUUAAGUUGCUGCCAUCUACCUGUUCCAAGCAGUAGUCAGUAUCAUUUAAAAAGAAACUAAAUAUCUAUUUCCUGGAGAGAAAAACAUGACCUUUUUGUGCUACUAAAAUAUUUUACUGAACUGAAAUUUUAAAUACUGACCUCUUCUACUACAUCAUGUGCAAAAUGUGACUUGAUAGAGCUAAUAGUUUUGUCAAAGCAGGCAACCUUUUUAGCCACGAUGUAUUUUUGACCCUUUACCAUAGCUGCUACAAACCAUACAACUGUGAAUAUUUUUGCAGACGAUCAUUACAUUUACUACAUUUUUUUAAUGUUACAGUUCCCUUCAUUUCCCUACAUUUCUCUCAGAUUCACCCAUCUUGCACACUGUUCUUCAGAUUCACAUUUGAGCAGAGAUGAAGAUGUCAUAUCAGUGAAAAUGAAUAGCAGGCAAACCUAACAGGUCCUAAUUGCACAAGCAUUCAUGUAACUCUGCUCAUGUGAGUCCUGCUUUUACAGGCAUGUAGCUUGUGUCGUGCUAUUCUUGCUCCCACCAGUAAAAUUAAAUUCUACACAACUCAGCUUAGGGUGCAGUUACCAGUAAGGGACAAAUUUUGCUAUCUUUGCUCACAAUGAGCAAUAUCUCAAUCAAGAAGUGGAGACACUAGUUUUGGUGAGACUGUGGAGAGCACGGUCCUAUUCAGUCUAAGUGGCAAUGUCUCAAUUCUAAAUUGUUGGUCCAAAUAGUGAUAAAUCAUGUUUUGUCUUCAUCUUAACUAGAACUGUGGUGACUGAGGUAUGCAUAUGCCUGCCUCAUGAAGGUGAAAGGCACCAGACACUUGAGCUGGACUGCAUUCCAGAUCAUUGCAAAUCAUGUUUUCAAUAGUGUAAAAGACAAGAGGAGGUCUUCAAUAAGAUUCUGACUUCACAGUGGUAGGAGUGCAAAACAACUUCACUGGUAUCAGUCAGUGGAGUUUGCCAGCAUACACUAAUGUGGGUUCAGAAUGAAGCUCUGUUCUUUGUUUUUAGUGAUUGAUUCGUCCCUUCUUCCAAAAAGAAGCCACUUCUUAUUCUCAAAAAAAAAAAAAAAACAAAAAACCACCAACUUUUUUUUUUCCUGUCUUGCUUAUCAUAAUUGAACUGUGAUGUGAAAUUAGUAAUUGAAAUCCAGUCCUUGGGAAGCGCUGAAAAAGCCUUUCCCAUAGCUUCAGGAAGGCACCUCGUUUUUCCCCUGGCAGCAGUUUACAUCCAUUUUUCCUCUCUGUGUGUGACUGUGUAUGGCAUUAUUUUUGUAUGAUGAGCAGUGUGGUGUGGUCUCAGUACUGUAUUUGUAGAAGUAAAACUUAUGUUUGCACGUAUUUAAAGAAUAUAUUUGGUAUUUUAAUGCCAAGGAAAGCACUGUUUCCAAGUCCAAAUGUGAAUGAAGAUUGAAGAUGCUUUACUGUUUUAAAAACACUUGUUGAUCUUUCCAGUAUGUGAUUAGACAUUUCUGGUUGAUACAUACAUUGUGGGAGUACCAUCAAUAACAUGUUUGCUUUAAUUACCAGAAUAGGUUUUGCAUAACUUGCACAGUAUCUUGUCCAAAUAAAUGACUUUAUUACAUGUA